UGAAAGUGAGGAGGGGCGGUAUGGUUUUCUUUUUGACAAUGUCGAUAUUUUUCCCCUAACGUCAGUCACAUCACAUUAUGGUAACCAUGGAAGACACACCCAUGACCACGCCUAGUGAGGUAUCCAUGGAAACACCACACCCACAGGAUCCUGUGCCCCACCCUAUGAGAUGGGAGGCUCCCAACCGUUCCUUCACAAAGUACAUUUUAGAAAAAGGCAAAGGGAUCGAAACCCCCAACCUAGGUGCAACCUGCGUUGUCCAGAUCAUACCGUUGGUCAGCGAAGGUCUGGAACAAGGGCUUGUCGGGUACCCUAUGUAUGAGGAGAGUGAGAUAACUUUAGGUGAAGGGGAUACAGAGAUUUCGGAGGCCCUAGAUGCCUGUUUUGAGACUAUGCAGGCAGCCGAGGUGUGUGAGGUGGAGGUGGGUAAGAAAACGGUCGGAAUGGGAGCCGGCGACAAAUUCCUGAGGUUCCAGGUGCAGCUGAAAGAAUUCACCCGCAAGGACGAGCCCUGGCACCUGGGAUCCGACGAGCUAUUGGCCGUCGCCGCUCACCACAAGAACAAGGGAACGGAGUGCUUCAAAGCGGCGAGAAUCCGCCCCGCGAUCCGUCGCUAUUCCCGAGCGCUCAAGCUCCUCGUCAUGUUGGGAAAGGAUAUUCCCGAGGACCAGAAAACGGCGUACACGAACAUGAGAGUGGCGUGCUAUCAGAACGUAGCGGCGUGUCAGAUCAAACUGAACCAACACGACUUUGUGAUUAAGAACUGCAGUAAGGCACUGUUGCUAGACCCCGGGCUUGUCAAGGCACUAUACAGAAGAGGCUGUUCAUACACUGCCAUUAACGAGUUUGACAAGGCAAGAGAAGACUUACAGAGAGCCCUGGAGAUCGAACCAGGCAACAGGGCAACAAUCGAACAAUUAAAACUCCUGGAGAAGAAGACAAAAGCCCAGGAUGAGAAGUAUGCUAAAGCCAUGGCUAAGAUGUUUGGUGGGCCGGUGAAAUAAGCCAACAGGAAGCUGUCUUUGCAGUCAUCCCGAAGACUACUGUAAAUCGUGAAACUUUUGUGGCGGUUUUAUUUUCCGCGGUGACCUGUCCUAUGCAAAUUCAUGAAAAUGUCUUCCUUGUACUGUACUGCAGAAUUAUUUCAACUGCAAAUUUAAAAUACAAAGUUUUCCAUUCCAUGCCAUGAAAUAAAACCCUUGCAAAUGUUUGAUGAUUUACAGUGUACACUAAUGUCUGAAAUUUAAACACUCAAUGUGAUAUUUUAUAUCAUGCCCACUUAUAAUCUGGCAUGUGUUUGUGUAUUCUUGUUAAAACUUAGAUGAAGAUACACUUACUGACUUAGUCCACUGUAUGAAAUAAAUGUAUCCAGAAGUACUAGUAUACAUACAUGUAUAUACAUGUAUGUGUCAGGUCCUAGAAACGACCAUACACGUUACAGUGUAAUAUAGAAAAUACAGGAUUUCAACAUACAGCUCCCAAAUCCUGGGUGCGUGACACUUACUUUAAAUUGUUUAAGGGGACUUUGCAUAAAUCUUGUCCUGAGCAGCGAGGAUUGCAAGUGCAAGGGCAGAGACUUGGUUUCAUUUGAUUGACAGGGUUGUGACCCAGCAUGCCCUGGGUGGUAGGAUGUGGCAUGAGCUGAUUGCCAGGAAUGUAUACACUACAAUCAUGUAACCAUGGUAUGAAAUAUAAACCAUGUUGUAAUGAAGUAACGAUACCUGGUUGAGCAUGAUGUAA
Branchiostoma belcheri (Belcher's lancelet) is the source of this 1740-nucleotide messenger RNA. RefSeq names its product FK506-binding protein-like. Lineage: Eukaryota; Metazoa; Chordata; Leptocardii; Amphioxiformes; Branchiostomatidae. The transcript is spliced from 2 exons. Gene Ontology annotation, molecular function: peptidyl-prolyl cis-trans isomerase activity; protein binding. The coding region runs from base 78 to 1004 and encodes 308 amino acids. The record is from RefSeq and is a predicted model, not a curated record.